Aphanomyces invadans is the source of this 384-nucleotide messenger RNA. RefSeq lists its product as hypothetical. Bases 1 to 384 code for a protein of 127 amino acids. The record is from RefSeq and is a predicted model, not a curated record. NCBI's taxonomy places the organism in Eukaryota, Oomycota, Saprolegniomycetes, Saprolegniales, Verrucalvaceae. The transcript is spliced from 2 exons.
AUGAGCUCGGUGACUGUCGAUGCGGGCAACUCUGCCACCAAACGUUCGACGACUGCGACGUUGACCAACGACGCAGCUCGAGGCGACGGAGAUGCUGCAGCCUGGGCAGGACUGGCGCCAACUGAGCGGCACACUCACCUCUUGUAUCAAGAGAUGAACAUCGGACGGACGCGAUGGGUCCGCGCAAAGGUGGGGCCACAGCGCAUCCCGCGGAAGAACAAGGCCCAGACGUCUGAGUGGCUCGAGGGCUCCGAGUACUUGGACAUGAUUCAAUGCUUGGAGAAGCGCAAACAAGGUGCCGCUGUCAUGGAUGUAGCGCGCGAUGCAAUGCACAACGUCGGGUGGUACAUGCGACCGCAUCAGUGUGGGGCGGUUCUACCGUGA